AUGGGUGAAACAUCACACACUGCAAGAAUGUGGUCUUGUAUAAAAGACUUCUUCACCUAUGAAACCACCAAGUCAGUGGUAGUGAAGAGCUGGACCAUCGGCAUCAUCAACCGCGUCGUCCAACUCCUCAUCAUCACUUACUUCAUUGGGUGGGUGUUUGUCUAUGAGAAGGCCUACCAGGUGAGAGACACAGCUAUUGAAUCCUCGGUGAUGACCAAGGUCAAAGGUUUUGGAAUCUAUAAUGAGAAGGUCAUGGAUGUUGCAGACUACGUCACUCCUACUCAGGGAGCUUCAGUCUUCUGCAUUAUCACCAAAUUGAUCACAACUGAAAACCAAGUCCAAGGAUACUGUCCUGAGAGUGAGAGGAAGUAUACUUGUACUAAGGACAGCGACUGCACAAGGCACCUCAACAAGCCAGGAAGUUAUGGAAUUCUCACAGGCAAAUGUGUUCCUUUCAAUGCCACCAUCAAGAUGUGUGAGAUAAAAGGAUGGUGUCCUGCUGAGAUCGACACCAUCAAGACUACACCAAUGAGGGAAGUGGAGAAUUUCACCAUUUUCAUUAAGAAUAGCAUCCGCUUCCCAACCUUCAACUACACCAAAGGGAACUUCCUUUCUACCAUCACCACCGAUUACAUCAAAAAAUGUAACUUUGACAUGAUCAACAACACCUACUGCCCCAUCUUUCGUGUGGGAGAUGUGGUCCGCUACGCGCAGCAGAACUUCACUAAACUGGCAGACAAGGGAGGAGUGAUUGGUAUAAAGAUCGGCUGGAUAUGUGAUCUGGACAAGUCAGAUGACCAGUGUAACCCCUCAUACUCAUUCACCCGACUGGAUGCCAUGUCACAGAAGAACGCUGUCUCGCCAGGCUACAAUUUCAGGUUUGCCAAAUACUAUAAGACGGAGAAUGGGACGGACUACCGCACUCUGGUCAAAGCCUAUGCCAUUAGGUUUGACGUUCUGGUCAAUGGAAAUGCAGGGAAGUUCAACAUGAUCCCUACACUCAUCAAUAUGGUGGCAGCCUUCACAUCAGUGGGAGUGGGCACAGUGCUGUGUGACAUUAUACUGCUGAACUUCCUGAAAGGGGCUGAGCAGUACAAGGCCAAGAAAUUUGAAGAGGUGUCCGACAAUCCGAUGGAUUCCCAACGUAAAGGGUUGUACCGCUCCCAGCUGUCACUCAGACAUAGUGACACGAUCAUGAGGUCCAGUGACUCAGGGGCAUUUUCCAUUGAACAUUACAGCUAA
Messenger RNA from Chelmon rostratus (copperband butterflyfish), 1242 nucleotides. It is a transcript of the gene p2rx3b, whose product is annotated as purinergic receptor P2X, ligand-gated ion channel, 3b. The transcript has 13 exons. Lineage: Eukaryota; Metazoa; Chordata; Actinopteri; Chaetodontiformes; Chaetodontidae. The record is from RefSeq and is a predicted model, not a curated record. Gene Ontology annotation, cellular component: plasma membrane; nuclear inner membrane. Gene Ontology annotation, biological process: response to ATP; monoatomic cation transmembrane transport. Gene Ontology annotation, molecular function: extracellularly ATP-gated monoatomic cation channel activity; ATP binding; purinergic nucleotide receptor activity. The coding region runs from base 1 to 1242 and encodes 413 amino acids.